Amoebophrya sp. A120 is the source of this 5833-nucleotide messenger RNA. NCBI's taxonomy places the organism in Eukaryota, Dinophyceae, Syndiniales, Amoebophryaceae. The record is from the annotation of a GenBank genome assembly.
GCCGAAGAGCGUCUUUAUCGCGAUUUUAUGCCUUCUUUCCUAUAUCAAAAUUGAAAUUAUGCUCCGGCUACAGUGACCUACUCAAACUUCUGUUUGGAUUUUACACUGCAAUAUAAAUAUCAAAAUGAAUGGCGUGAGUUCUCUACAUCUCGGCCUUGAUCCUCCGUUUUGCGGCAGACGAGGAGCGAUGCCUCUCUCUUCAUCGUUCUCUUAAUAGCCCGAAGACGCUCAGAUGAAGUGGCAGAGCACCGCCAGAAACCUGAGUCUGCUGCUGAUCUGCACUUUUUAAAAGGACGAGAAAAACAAACUUCCGACAAGCGCACAGACCUCCGCGAGGAGCAUUUAUUUUGCGUUUAAUCAACAACAACAAACCAGCGACAAUGCAAGGCACGACGGGCAGAAGCUCCUCUUCCACUUCCACAGCACGACCCGCACCGAGCCCGAACUUGCAGCGGCCCUCUCUGAUCUUCAACAUCGACGCGGAAAAGCAUCAAGCAGCGCGGGCGAGCGCAAGUGCAAGGAGCAGCAAGGCCACCAUUUCGCCGAAGUCGGAUGGCAGUGGUUCAACGAUAAAGCCCGAUUUACUAGGUGGAUACGGUGGCGAGGAACAUCAAGCAGCUGCACUCGUAUGCAUUGCAAAAGUAACGUACUAGUAUAAAUUGCAUUUACAAAAUUCGGCAAGAAGAAAAGUGGAAUUUGUCAUGCUGUUUUACCAUAGGAGGAAGAUUUGUCAUGCAUAUUUGCAAUUAGUACGAGUGCGAUACUUUUGCACAGCAUAACUCGCAAACGUCAGCAACUUGCUGCAUCAAGCGGUCGACGUGGAGCAUGUGGAGAUUACCGAGCGGGACUUCGACCACGCCCAUAUCGUGCAGGACAGCGUUUUCGCGCGUCUGGGUCGGCACGUUUGCGACAGAAUCGUGGUGUCGGGAUUUCCGAAGCAGUAUGCUAGAGUAAAAAAAGCAGCGGUAUCUACUUCGCGUCUUUCAGUUUGUAUUGCAUAUCUAUCAUGUUAUGACAUGCACCUAUAUAAAUCCGAUUAUCUUCGUGUACAACUAGGGUGGACAUCAUGACUUGUAGCUGGGCAGCACGAGCGCGCUGAUUUUGCAGCUGAUUUUACAUGGCAUAAAAAGCUUCGGUACUACAACCGAGGGUCGGCCUAUUUCCCAUCCGACAAAGCGCAUGACAUCAACGGGCAUUAUUUGUACGACAACGUUCUGGGGUUGUACCGGAAAGAGAACGUCGCGACAGGAAGUACUAUCAUGGCAGGGGGAUCAGGCGAUAAUGUUAGAGAUGCACAGGAGAGCGCGGGCAAAACUAAACCGUUCAAAGACCACGAACAGCGCAUCCAGCCGCGGUCCUUCAGUAGCCGCGUGAGCGAAAGUAGAGGUGGCGUGGGCGGAGGUGGAACAAUGGAUCCAGCUCAAGGGAUCAUGAUGAGCCAACUUUCUGCAGGACGAGGAGACGAGGAAGAUCCGGAUAGCCACCUGUACCUUCAGUGGGUGUCCGACCACCUGGGGAGGUGGGUGGUGCACGAAAUCCUGCCGGGCACCGCGUUUGACGCUACCACCGGGCAUUUCAACUGGGACGAGGUGUCGGAGCACGACGACCGGGUGCUGGCCGUCAUUCCCGACCCCCACUUCCUGUGCUUCCACGAGACCCCACGACAGAUCGUGCAGGAGGCUUUUUUUUGGAACGGCAGGGCGGAUGUGAGAAACAAGCAAGGUAGCUUCAUGAAGAAGCACGUGCACUUGCGGUUCUGCGGCAACCACAUCGACGCCAUCUGCGUGCAGGGCAGCCACAAGGUGCGGCAGUCCUACGUGGGCGGCGCGCGGGAGCAGGCCUCGAGGCUCUACUUACCGAUCGAGCAGUGCGGCUGGAACCAGCUGGUGCGCAGUGCGAAGAAGGAAGUUGAUGUCGUGGGGAAAAGUAGUAGUCCUACUGCUGCUGCCGAUAAAGAAGAUGAUCCUGUGACGAGUGACAGAUAUCGAGAGCUGAGUCACCAGGGCGCGAAAGAAUUCGUUGACCAAAAGAAAAUCCACCUGCACUCCGCCAGGAAAGGGAAAAAUGGACGAGAAGAUGUUGGCACAGAAAACAACAACAACGCAGCAAGCGGCAGGUCGUCAACCCGCGCUCCGAGAAGUCCAGAGGAUGCCGACGACCUGGGCGUCACAUUGGACGACAACUUGACGGAUCUGGACCGGUUUUCCGCCGAUCUGGGAACGCACAGCUUUGAGAUCUGCAACCUCAAAUACAUGGUCGAAAAGGAGAAAGGAAAACAAGCAAAUAGAAAUAGUGGUCCCGGCACCGCACCGGGUAGUGCGAAGUCCCCGGAAGCUUCAACAUCAUCGAGCUCGAAACGCAAAAGCAAAGAGAGCGCAACAGCAGGAGAGUCCUCAACAAAGUCAGGGAAAAUAAAUCCUACCGCCACGACGACUGACCACGUCGACGACUACAACCUUGUCCUAUUAGAGACGCGCAAGAAUCUGCCCGCCACGGUGCCGUUCACCUUGCGCGAGAUCGUGGACCGAAACCGGGAAUUUGUGUUGCAAAACCUGGAAGAGUUCAACAUGCUGGGCGCCGUGGUCACCGUGAAUCACCGACAGGAGCCGCUUCUCCGCCGCAUGGUAGAAUGCUCGAGGGAAAAAGAGGACGUAGAAGAAGCGAUAGCGAACGAGGAGGAGAGGACCGCGGAAGAGCAGGAUGCAAGGGUAAACACAACAACCGCAGAUGGACCGAGGAAGCCUCCCCCGCCUCUAGCAGCGAAACCUAGUGCACCUGGUGCACAGAUGAAUAAAAUUGCCGACGGCGAAGAUCUCCAAGCCCCCGAAGAAAAAAGUAGAAUGUCAAACUCCCAAAACCACUCGUCUCUGUUGCAGCAGCUAUUCGCGCAUAAUCUCGUCCGGUCCGUUUCCCUCGGUCCGACGCUGUGGUCCUUCCCCUACAUCAGUCUCGUCGGGGCACCCGCCUGCGAUUUCCACUGCAACGGGGUGUAUGAGAAAUUGCACCCGCUGCAGGACAAGGAGGAGCAGCAGGGCAUUCUGCACGUGUACCGGCGGAGCUGGGUCAACGUACACGGCGACGUGCACGAACGGUUUCUAUUGGUCCGGAUGGACACGAAAAAAACCGUGCUGCAUUGGCGCUUGCAAAAGCACUACAAGCUGCUGGAAGGCGGUGAGGUGGACUUUGACGACGACGGGAUAGACGACGGUAGUAGGAACAAAGGCUCUAGCGGCACUGCUGUAUCAAGGCGAAGAUCAUCCAGGCGGAACAGUGGCAGUGCGUCUUUCUCGCCCGCUCGGCGAAGCAGGUCGAGCGCACAAGAAGAGCAGGAACAGAAAAGGUAGAGGAUCAAAGUAGUAGUAAGUGCGACGCUGCUCCUCGUCUAACUAUCAUGUGGUUAUCGUUUAUCAUGGUCAUCUGGAUGAGCGGCUGAUAUUUCACUGUAGCUGUAUAUGUAUUCUUAUCAUGAAUGUUGAUCUGCAGCAGCCAGCAGGACUACAUCGGCGAUGAUAUUUGAGACCUCUUUGCUUCGUCCUUUUUCUCUGGUCAACAUGCGUCACACUGUAUACGAAUCAAUCGCCACAAUACAGUACUUAUUGUUAUUCAUUGUUCUUCAAGUGCCUCCCUUUGUCCACUCUCACAGGUACACCGAGCGCGGGGAGGUUUUGUUCCACGCCACUACACCGCAGGAACUCGAGUUGCACGGCCGCUUGGGGCUGCUGCAACUGCAGGGCGCUUGGAAUAACAUAAACAUGGCCCUUCUUGGGGAGGUAAAUAAAACGAGUUCCCCGACAGCUGCACACCAACAUCAAACCAUUCUGCUUCAUUUCGGACACGAAGUUCACGAGGACAUGCUUGUUUCCUCCGAAGACGACGACAGCGAGGACAGCAGUACGGAGGAGCUGGAACUUAUGGGUGUGUCAGGAUCGAAAUCGUCAAAGUUGAAAUAGUUUGUAAUGCAGAAAAUGCAUGGCGCGAGGUACGUGCGUUGCAGAGCAGGCAAGUGAGGCCGAUUGUAAGCCUGUUUGGGGUUAGAGCUCGAGCUGCUAAAGUAGCAUGAGAAAAUCAGUCUUAUUCGCCUAAACAGCAUGACAAACUGGAUUUCAGGACCACCGAAAUUUGUCACGCGCCACUUGGAAACUGGGUUCCAACUGGCAUCCAUUUUAUGCAUGACAAACCAUUUCAACUUUGUCAAUUUCAAUCCUGCUAGUUCCAUAGAACUUGGCUAUAAACAACCGCAGAGAAGAAAAAGCAGCUCGGAGUUGAAGCAGGAAGUGCUGAAAGACCUGAAAACGGUGAAUGUAGGUGACAGGAGCUCCUUCUCCUCGUCGCAGCAUGUAGACCACGAAGGGUCGACGAGCCGCAGCGGUGCAAAUGCGAUGAACAAGACAAAUAGCAAACCCAACUACACUUCUUCUACCCAAAGUGCUGGUGCGGCCCCCUCCUCGCGACGGAUCCUCUCCCGAUUAGAUUCGGAGGCGAUGGGGAACUGUGCGCUGAAGCUCGUAACCAGUCUCCCGGGCGGGGAGUGGUGCAACGGGGUCUACACCAGAAUCGACAAUGUCUUACUUCCUUCAGACUCGUCCAAUAGAAGUCAUGAUUUUGUUCUUGAUGCGCACGCGCGGGAAAUUGUGAUGCAGAAGAGGCAGGAAGUCCAGACAAACCACGAGAAAGACCCGGAGUUGCACAAGUCGGAAUCCUGCCUGCUUUUCGUUCGAACACACGUGGAGGUCGACGGUUUCAUGCACCCGAUCCUGAAUCACCAAGCGCCGAUAGAGAUGGUGGGGGAACAGCAGAAUCAUUUUCCAGAUGACGUUAAACAUCUACACCAACCAUCGCAAGCUGACGAUCCAGCACCAGGUGGAGAGAUGAAUUUGGAUUAUGCAGCACAAGAGGACCUCGCGUACAAGAAAUCCCAAGUUGAGAGCGCGAAGAGCGACAUCUUUUUCCUACACUACAACCCAAACACCUUUGGUGGCAGCUGGGUCGUUUCGUGGAAGGAACAUCCGCCACCACUGAAAGAGAAUCAAAAAUCUUCUGGUGUUGCAAAUAAGGCGAGAAAAACUUCUUCUUCCCCUGAGAAAUCGUCUCCGAGCACCAAGGAAGAUGAUUUAGUACCCGACAACUACUAUCACAAACCCGUCCGUGGAGGUUCUCCGACGAACCGCACGAAGAUAAAGCUGAAACUGAGCAAGGCCGCGGCGGAACAGGUGAAAGGAAAGAGUGAAAAUCCGGGAGCGGUUGACGCGAUCGACGAUACAGCAGCAGGGGCCGUCGACCACUCUGCUUCGGAUAUCAUCGGUGUCAUUCCCGACCCAUUUCGGUACCACUGGAAGGACCGGAGUUACGAAGGCGAUUCGGAGUACGCGGGACACCACUUUUCCUGGGGACACUUCCAGAACACGGAGUUCGACCUCUGUCUCGGAAUGUUUCUGGACGACAACUACGCUUGGCAGUCUCGGGUGACCGAACUGAUCACGCUGCAGCCCUUUAUUGCAUAGGACUUUCUACAACUACUUAAUACCCGUUGCUGUUUCCAAGAAGAAAUUUCGAGCUAGAUUACGUGUAAGAUGGAUACGAAGAAUCUUGUCUUGCUACCUGCCUCUACCGCCCUCGUCCUCCUGUUUCCAAGAACUACAGAUGAAAGUAGAAAAGUAUAAGUACUGCCAACAAAAAGUAGUGGUGCUGCAAGCUGCUGUACCGGCAGGGGGCUGCACAGGUGUCGCGCUUUUGCCUGCGAUGCCAGCAUAUACCGCUGACAUUCCGAUGCUUCCUUUGAGUUCACCUACGUGACUGCUGACACGAAAAGCUUCGUCUUGAUGCUCAAUCAAGC